AGAAAAGAAGUUAGAGAAAGAGAGAGAGAGAGAGAGAGUGGGAUGAAAGAAAAGAGAUAAGGUUUGUUUUUAAAUUUGAAUUAGUCUUAAUAAUUCCACUAAUUAUAUCAAAUUAAUUACCCAACUUUUGGAGUGAAAAAAGGAGCCAUUUUUGGAGUUGUCUUUUUUUUUGUGGGACUGUCUCUUCUCUUCUUUUAUUUAUUUCACUCUAAAUCCACUUCUUUUUUGGUGUCCUUUCUCUUUUCUCCCAUUUUCAACUCUUCUUUUCUUCUUCUUCUUCUUCUUCUUCUUCUUCUUCUUCUUCUUCUUCUUCUUGCAAAAUAUAAUUCUCAAAAAAAAAAAAAAAGAAAAAGAAAAAAAAAGUAAAACUCUGUUUACUUUCUCAAUUAAUUUCCAUGUCCAUCAUUCUAAGGCUUCCACACACCGUUGGAUUGGUUUUGAUCAACGGUGGUAAAUAGUUCUCUCUUGUUCUUUUUCUUCUACCUCUUUACCUAAAACAGCCAUGGAAGCCACUGAAGUUUAAUUCAAUAUCCACUUUUUUAAAAAAGAUUUUCUUCUGAAAAAAAAUACAAAAUUAAUUGCCCACUUCCCAUAUCCAAAACCCAGAAAGCUUGGACUUUUUCAGGUGGAAGAAUUUUGAAAAAUAGGGGGGAAAAGAAAAGGAAGAUGUUGAGGAAUAGAUCUAGAGCUGUAAGUGGAAAACAAGCAUUAAUGGCUGAUAGUCAAAUCUCAAGAUUUUCUUCUUAUUCAUAUACAAAACCACUUGAAAAUUCCUUGUUUGGAUCACCAAAAUACAAAGCUUUUUCACCAACGAAACAAGCAAUUGAUGAUCAUACUUCUGUUAUUAGCCCAACUUCUGUUCUUGAUUCCAACAAUAAAUCCUUUUUCUCUUUACAAAAUCCCUUCAUCAAAUUACCAAAUCCCAAAGUUAUUGCCAAAACUACCAAAAUUUCCCAAGAAAUAAUUUCAGGCCCAAAAAAGCCCAUUGGGCUUGCUUUGAUUGAGGACAAAAAUGAUGAUUCCAAGCCCACCAAGAGUGUGAUUUUUAGUGCUAAACUUCGUUUACAAAUCCCUCCACCGGAUUCCACAGUGGACGGCGGCGGUAAUCAUAAUAAUAAUAAUAAUGAUAAUAUUGGGACGUUGAUGACAGUGAAGGAGAUGGAGGUUUGUGAAGAGUAUACUUGUGUUAAAAGACAUGGGCCUAAUGCUAAAAUCACUCAUAUUUUUGAUAAUUUUGUGGUUAAAACCUUGGUUGAUGAUUAUUGUCAUUAUGGUUCUUCUUGUAAUUUUUCUAUGGCGGAUCGGAGAAAGAAGAAGAAGAUGAACAACAAUGACUUUCUUAGAUUUUGUUAUACUUGCAAGAAUGAUCUUCAACUCACCAAUGAUAUCUAUAUUUACAGAGGUGAAAAAGGUUUUUGUAGCCAUGAAUGUCGCAACCAAGAAAUGCUUUUGGAUGAAGAAGAUGAAGAUUCAUCUUGAUUAUAAUCAUUUUUCUUCUUCCAUUAUAUUUUCACAAAAUUCAUGAUUUUUUUUUCUUUUUUGGGUUUUGUUUGUUUUUUUUUCCUCUCAUGCAGAUAGAGAUAAAGAGAGAGAGGUGUUUGUAGAGAGAGAGAUAAAUUAUGGUUAGAAAAAUAUGUUCAAUAUUUUGACUAA
Cucumis melo (muskmelon) is the source of this 1653-nucleotide messenger RNA. RefSeq names its product FCS-Like Zinc finger 8-like. The transcript has 3 exons. The record is from RefSeq and is a predicted model, not a curated record. The coding region runs from base 667 to 1479 and encodes 270 amino acids. NCBI's taxonomy places the organism in Eukaryota, Viridiplantae, Streptophyta, Magnoliopsida, Cucurbitales, Cucurbitaceae.